Schistocerca gregaria is the source of this 3333-nucleotide messenger RNA. Its product is annotated as ribonucleoside-diphosphate reductase large subunit-like. Gene Ontology annotation, biological process: deoxyribonucleotide biosynthetic process; DNA replication. Lineage: Eukaryota; Metazoa; Arthropoda; Insecta; Orthoptera; Acrididae. Bases 1 to 2379 code for a protein of 792 amino acids. Gene Ontology annotation, molecular function: ribonucleoside-diphosphate reductase activity, thioredoxin disulfide as acceptor; ATP binding. Gene Ontology annotation, cellular component: ribonucleoside-diphosphate reductase complex. The transcript is spliced from 3 exons. The record is from RefSeq and is a predicted model, not a curated record.
AUGUACGUUUACAAGAGAGAUGGCAAUAAAGAAGCCGUCGCGUUUGAUAAAAUUACGAUAAGGCUCAGACGCCUGUGCGAACAGGAUCCUCCGCUUCCAGCGGCAGUGGAUCCUACGAUAGUUUGCCAGAAGGUGGUGCAGGGGGUGUACAGCGGUGUCAAAACAACAGAGCUGGAUAAUUUGGCAGCUGAGACGGCGGCCUACAUGAGUACCACGCAUCCAGGCUAUGCUGAGCUUGCGGCUAGAAUUGCCAUUUCGAACUUACACAAAGAGACCUCGGACCGAAUUGAGGCAGUUGCAGAAAAGGCAUACACGCACAAGUGUCUGCACACGAACGAGCGUGCGCCGCUGAUUUCCGACGAGUUGUACCGACUUAUCACAAAACACAAGGAUGUUCUCAACAGAGAGAUUGACUAUCGCCGAGACUUCAAUUAUGAUUUUUUCGGCUUCAAGACUUUGGAGCGUUCUUACUUGCACCGAAUCAACGGUUCGAUCAUAGAGCGUCCGCAGCACAUGUUGAUGCGCGUUUCUUUAGGGAUUCAUGGGGAGGAUUUCGAGUCGGCGAUUCGAACAUAUCACCACCUUUCUUUGGGCUAUUUCACGCACGCGACGCCGACCCUGUUCAACUCUGGAACGCCCAACCCCCAGAUGUCUAGCUGCUUCAUCAUGCCGAUUAAGGACGAUAGCAUCGAGGGUAUUUAUGAGACGUUGAAGCAGUGCGCGCUGGUUUCCAAGAGUGCCGGUGGAAUUGGCAUUUCUGUGCAGAAUAUCCGAGCCAGUCGUUCGUACAUUAAAGGGACGAAUGGGUCUUCGAACGGUUUGACGCCCAUGCUACGAGUGUUUAAUAAUACGGCUAGAUACGUCGAUCAGGGCGGCGGCAAGCGAAAGGGUGCCUUUGCGAUUUAUUUAGAGCCGUGGCACGCAGACAUCUACGACUGGUUAGAUUUGAGGAAGAAUCACGGCAAGGAGGAGCAGCGGGCGAGGGACUUGUUUUACGCCCUGUGGAUUCCUGACUUGUUCAUGGAGCGCGUGGAGAAAGCUCAGAACUGGUCAUUGUUUUGCCCCGCUGAGGCGCCGGGGUUGUUUGACACGUGGGGAGAAGACUUUGAGCGGCUGUACUGCCAGUACGAGGAGGAGGGCCGCGCUAGAAGCGUGAUCAAGGCGCAAGACCUUUGGUUUGCGAUACUCAGGUCACAGGUAGAAACAGGGAUGCCCUACAUGCUGUACAAGGAUGCGUGCAACAGAAAGAGCAACCAGCAGAAUUUGGGUACAAUACGUUCUUCUAAUUUGUGUACAGAAAUAAUUCAAUACUCCAGCGCGGAUGAGACGGCGGUGUGCAAUCUGGCGUCGAUCUCGCUGCCCAAGUUCGUCGAAGACAAGACGUUCAAUCAUCAGAAGCUGUUUGACAUCACGUGUCAGAUUACAGAGAAUUUGAACAAAAUUAUCGACCGAAAUUACUAUCCGGUCAAGGAAGCCAAAUGCAGCAAUCUCCGUCAUCGUCCGAUGGGAAUAGGCGUGCAGGGACUGGCGGACGUGUUUUUGCUGUUGAGGUACCCGUACGAGUCCGCCGAGGCGCGGCGACUCAACGUUUCCAUUUUCGAAACUAUCUAUUACGCCGCGCUUUACAAGAGUAAGGAGCUGGCUAAGGUAGAGGGUGCCUAUUCUACGUUUUGGGAUUCUCCCGCGUCUCGGGGCGUUUUGCAGUUUGACAUGUGGGGCGUCGCGCCUUCCAAAAGGUGGGACUGGGGAGCGCUCAAGGAGGAGAUUAAACAGUUUGGCCUGCGCAACUCGCUCCUGAUUGCGCCCAUGCCGACUGCUUCGACUUCGCAGAUUUUGGGGAACAACGAGUGCUUUGAACCAUACACCUCGAACAUUUACACUCGACGCGUUCUUGCGGGGGAAUUUACUGUCGUGAACAAGUACUUGGUGCGCGACUUGAUAUCUCGUAAUAUUUGGAAUGAUAACGUCAAAAACCAGAUCAUCGCUCGUGCAGGGAGCAUCAAAGGCAUUCCCAACAUUCCGGAAGACCUCCAGGAGCUCUACAAGACGGUUUGGGAAAUCAAGCAGCGCUCUCUGAUUGACAUGGCCGCCGACCGCGGUCCAUUCAUCGAUCAAUCACAAUCUCUCAAUAUUUUCAUACCAAUACCUACGCUCUCCAAGCUUACUUCCAUGCACUUUUAUGCUUGGAAAAAGGGCCUCAAAACUGGCAUGUACUACCUGCGCACUCAUCCAGCCGCCAACGCGAUUCAGUUCACGGUUGAUCAGCAGAAACUUUCAGAGAGCAAUUCUUCCUUUGCCCCUUUCCAAUCUCCCAAGCAGGCUUCUCCUAAAAAAGAGACCUGCCUCCUAGAAGAGGGAUGCAUUACGUGUGGCAGCUGAAGACACCUGUCAACCGUGGGGGGAGAUAUGCGGGUUCUGUACAGAAGACAAGCUUCUUCGCGUACAACAUUUUGUAGGGGGGGAGGCGUAGCGUCGACACGUGCGAGGUCGGUUCUGCUUCACUUCCCGCCCUAGUCUUCCUCAUUGUACAAAAAAUCGAUCUGCCGAUUAGAAAAAAGAAUACGGCCUUGAACCCUCAUAUUUGGUCUUUCCCACGCGCUUGGUAGCUGCAGUUUUUCCACCAUCUGUCCGAUCCCUGAAGCGUUCGCACGUUUCUUUUCUGAGCAGGGAAUUGUCACCUCCUUUGCGCGUCGCUGUCCCUUGCUUCGCGUCUUUACCUUUUCGUUUUGAGACAAGUUUGUGCUUUUUUGGUGCCGCUUCGCGCUCUUUUUGUCGCGGAUGACAUCAACUGCCAUUUAUUUUAAUUUUUUUUUAGGACAAUUUCCAGGCUAGGGGGGAGACUUCUCAGCCAGCAAAAAACCACACGCAACGCCGUUUGUCGAGCCCCAGACCUCUAGGCGACCCACCGGAGCGGUGGCCAAGCUCGGAUCCUUCGAAGUGGCCGUCGCGUUCUCAGAGAAGGACUCGGUCCGUUCGUCAAAAGGGGUGUCAAAAAGGAGCACGGCGCCCGACAAUUUCACAGCCAAAGACACGUGCGUGAGGGGUCCCACUUUAUUUUCCUCCGUUUACAGCCGCGCCCCUUUUCAUCUACCAGGCUUUUCGACUCGAAGCUAGCCCGCGUCUGCCUAAAGAGACGAACGCCCGGAUAUUUUGCGUCCCUUUGUCCAAUAGGUGAGCGACGGUCGAAGUGGCACACAAUUCUGGAGAUGGCCAGUCCACGCAUAUAUGGAAUUCGUCAAAAGGAACUGAUUCGGCUCAAACCUGACCAAGUUUGUAACUGACAUUCAAAAAGUUCGUGACAUUAAAAAAAACAGUUCCUAACUUUUUUCAAUA